Molecule: messenger RNA, 6180 nt
Organism: Clarias gariepinus (North African catfish)
Lineage: Eukaryota; Metazoa; Chordata; Actinopteri; Siluriformes; Clariidae
Gene: zfyve16
Product: zinc finger, FYVE domain containing 16
Exons: 18
Coding region: 310-4581 (1423 amino acids)
Biological process (GO): endosomal transport
Cellular component (GO): early endosome membrane
Molecular function (GO): metal ion binding
Source: RefSeq, a predicted model, not a curated record
GCUAGCCAGCUAACGCGUAAACGGACUGAAGAGCUAGCGAGCGUCCAAGAAAGAUAUUUAUCUGAACGGCUCGCGUUAGAGAUAUUAAAUAACAGCAUUAUAAUAUGUAUCGAUUAGAAAUUAUAUAAUGUCUGAACUGGUUGUUAGCCUGUUAUCCACCUAUUCAUAUGUAUUACUCAGAUAGGAGCGGAUGAACUGACUCGCUAACGAAAUGUUGCUAAGGGCUUAUUGAACAGCGUUAGUGUUACUGUGUGACAGGGGACGGUUUAAAGGGUUACAGGGUUGAACAAAACAGACUCCUUCCCUAGGAUGGACAAUUACUUCAAAGCUGCUGUAUGUGACUUGGACAAACUCUUGGAUGACUUUGAGUUAAACACAGAGGAGGCUGAGAACACGUCUACGACGUUCAUAAAUUCUGCAUGCCAGGACCCAGCCCUCUUUUCCCAGUGCUUUAUACCUGAGCCAUCCACAGUUUCACAUCCUCUCCCUGAUGUAAAUUCUCUCCAUUAUGGUCCAUCUGCACCUGUUGUUUCCCCUGACCAAAGAGAUCUAGAUACAAAAGGGAGGGUGUUGACUGGUGUUGACCUCCUUUCUUCUGUUGAUAGCAGAGCUUCCAAAAGCUUGACUCCUUCUUGUCCAGAUAGAUCUUUAAAACCUAUAUGUGACCUUGUUAAUGAUACAGGAUCAGCUAGUCACCCACGCACAAACAGUCACGAUGCCUUCAAAGAGAUAGAAGUUGCUGAAAAACAGCCUGAGGAGGGGCUUCUCGUAGACUUUGAUGCUCCAGCUGUUUUUUAUCCAGAGAACAUAAAGUCUGGGCAUGAUGACUUACAGGGGCUGGUUGAUGGUGGCCACUUUGAUGGUCCCUCAAACUGUUUUAGUUUACUGGAUAUUAUAUUGCCUGCGGCUGUGGAGAAGACUGCUGUACCUCAGAAUAUUUCAAAUGACCUAGAGCCUUUAGAUAAUAAUGAGGUUGAGGUGCCUCAAAGUAGCUGUCCAGAUUUGUCUAAUUCAUCUGAACUUCAAAGCAACUCCCAGUGCACUUUAGAACCUGAAAAAAACCCCGACAGCCUAAUUUCUUCAAGUGUAACAGAGAAGGACACUGCAGCAGUUGCUGAUAUUAGUACAAAUUUGCCUAAUGUACCAGAAAAGGAAUACUCUGUGGACAGCAGUAAUGGGGACCAUGAAAUCACGACAGCCAUUCCCACCAGCGAAAGGACAUCUUCACUAUCCUGCCUCCCCAUGACCGUAUCCAUUUGUGGAUCUCUUGUGGCCUCUUUAGACCAGGAGACAAUGGUGGUUGAAACCAAAGAUAGCACAGAAAUCCCUCCUUCUGAAUCUAAAGACACCCCAGUCACUGAAGUCACUGAGGAGAUUAAGAACUUCAUUGUUCCAUCUGAAGAAGCGUCCCUAUGUCUUAGCCAACCGGAUUUCUCACCUGAGGAUGAUCCUGAGCUGGUGCAAAUAAUGUCAAAUCCUGCAGGGGCAACAACUCAUACGGCUUCUCUUUCUAAUAGAACGUUUGAAUGCAGCUUAACACUUUCGGAGAAUUUAACCUCUAGGGAUUUGCAUGAGAGUAGCCAAGCUUCCAGCAAUCCACAGAGCCCCGAUUACCCUGUAGAAUUUGAUUUUGCCAGUGAUUACCUUCCUGAAUGUGAGCAAAAUAUGAUGAUGGUAACUGAUGAAGAACUAGAUGCUUAUCUGAUGGGUGAGGGGCAAAGAAACAACUCUGAGAUUUCCGCUGAGAAAUUUGUAGAUGAAGGAUUUUCAGAAUUAAACGGGGAUUUAGGGGGAGAGUUACGAAGCUGCCCAGUUGAUUCAUUUGCCUCACCUGAAAGUGACAGGUCUCUUCGUUUUUUAGAUGAAAGCGAAGGUUCCAAUGUUUCUUCUUCAUCACAGGAGAGUAGCCCCCUGAAACCAGAAACCACACAAAUGGAUAAUACGGAAGCCACGCCAAGUUUGACUGAUGUUCAGUCAGUUGGCAAUGCAAACCAGUCUCCGUGUUAUGGUGGAGCCCGACCAAAGCAGCUGUCCAGCCAAAAUGUAAGACCAUUUCCACCACAAGAAGGGCAGAAUAGCCGAUCCGAAGAGAAUAUUUCGAGUUUGGAAGAGGAGAAGGUCUCGUCUGUUAUUCCCAUAUCAAGACAACCUUCCAAUCAUAGCAACAGUACCUUUGAAUCUACCAGUAAUAAUGACAUCUGUGAUCACAAUUAUGGUCAUGAUGAGCUUUCGGAGCCACCACCUUAUCCAGGGGAUAUUUCUGAAGAAGCAGUGGAUCAGUCAGGAUCAGAGGAGACAGGCCUUGGUUUGAGGCAGCCGCCCUGGGUCCCUGAUUCUGAGGCACCUAACUGCAUGAAAUGUGGCCAAAAGUUCACUUUUACCAAGAGGAGACAUCACUGCAGAGCAUGUGGCAAAGUAUAUUGCGCUAUUUGCUGCAACCGUAAAUGCAAACUGAAGUACAUGGAGAAAGAGGCCAGAGUUUGUGUGGUCUGCUAUGAAACUAUACAUAGAGCUCAGGCCCUUGAGAGAAUGAUGAGCCCUACCGGGCCUAGUCCGAAUCCUAACGUCCCAUCCGAGUACUGCUCCACAAUUCCUCCCAUGCAGCAGGCUCGAGCAGCAGGCACCCUCAACUCCCCACCCCCCACCGUCAUGGUGCCAGUUUCUGUUCUUAAGCAUCCCAGUAAUGAUGGAUUCCCAAGAGAACAGAAGCAUGUCUGGUUUGCUGAUGGAAUACUGCCUAAUGGAGAGGUGGCAGACACCACUAGGCUUUCUGUGAGGCCACGGAGAUCAUCUCAGGAAUCCAGCCCCAUUACACCAGACCCUCCAACGCCAACUACCAAAUUCCCAGAAGUAAAUGAGGGGUCAGUACCAAGCUCUGAGACAGGUUCAGAGGCACCAAGAAAGGCACUCAGCGGGCCCUGGGACUAUGCGUUACUCUGUGGCCUGGGUAGCUGUGUGCAGCAUUCUCCGAGUCUCCUGCCUGAUGAUGACGCUGGUCUGCCUCCGCUCCUUAUCACCACGGGGGAGGAAGAUGGAGGGGGUGUGUAUGAUUUGUUAGUGGAAGAGCGUCCUGCUGCCUGUCAGAUUAUGCUGCUCUUAGAGGAAGGAGGUCCAAGACCUUUGACAUUCGUGCUCAAUGCCAACCUCCUGGUCAAUGUGAAGCUGGCUGAGUGUUGUGGGCGGAAGUGCUGGUGUUUGAGCUCUAAUGGUCUUCAGGGAGUCGGACAGAGAGAACUUGCAUUCGUUAUAGAAUGUCUCCCUGAGGAGAACAGUCUGCCUAGAGACAUCUUUGGUCUUUACAUAAACAUAUACCAAGAUGCACAAAAAGGAAAAUAUAUUGAGGAACUUGGCAAUGUGACGUUUGCUGACAGUUUUCUGGGCAGUAAGGAACAUGGUGGCAUCCUCUUUGUCUCUCAGAGCUUUCAGUCUCUGGAUGGUCUUGGCUUGCCUCACAGUUUCUUCCUGUUUGGAGUCCUCAUUCAUAAGUUGGAGGUACCCUGGGCUAAAGUGUUCCCCCUCCGCUUAGUUCUCAGUAUGGGAAUAGAAAGUAAUGUGUAUCCGUGUCCUUUGGUCAGUGUGCGGUUCCGUGAACCUGUCUUCAGAGAGACGGGACAUACCAUCAUGAACCUGCUUGCAGACCUGAGAAACUACCAGUAUAGUUUGCCUGUGGUCGAUGCCCUGAGGAUACACAUGGAAGUAGGGAACAGCUAUAUUGACAUACCCAAGUCAAAGUUUAAUGAGAUGCUGAAAGUAGUGAAUUCUUCCAACGAGCAUGUAAUAAGUGUCGGGGCUUGCUUCAGUACUGAAGCAGACUCGCACUUGAUCUGUGUUCAGAACGAGGAUGGAAGCUACCAGACACAAGCCAACAGCAUUCAGGGAAAGACCAGAAGAGUGACCGGGGCGAGCUUUGUGGUUUUUAAUGGUGCUCUGAAGGCCUCUUCAGGAUAUAUUGCCAAAUCUAGUAUUGUUGAAGAUGGUUUAAUGGUGCAAAUCCCCCCGGAGACAAUGGAGGCUCUGCGCCAGGCCUUACAGGAUCAGAAAGACUUCCGAAUCACCUGUGGGAAAACUGACACAGCGCCAGAGGACAGAGAAAACGUCAACAUACGCUGGGUGGACUGGACGGCUCCCAACAAUACAGGCAUCAUCAGCCCUAUAGACGGGAAGUCUCUAGAAGGUGUGUCCAGUAUCAACGUCAAGCAGGACUCUGAGUUUGAGAUGGAUGGACGGACUAUAAAGUGCACUGAGGUGUUUUACCUUCUGAAGAAUCAAGACUGCUCUCAGUCUGCGGUUCUCAUCUCCUGCUCUCAGUUCCAAAGAGAGAUUUCCACUGCCAGCUGUGCAGCGCUGUGUCCUCACCUCUCUGUACUUAUAGCCAAUGGAAUUAACCAUCUUGCACUACGCGUCUCUACUGAUACUGACAUGGUUGAAUACCAAGCGGGUUCAGGCGGAAGCCUUCUGCCUCAGAAAUAUAUGAAUGAGUUGGAUGGAGCACUGAUCCCUGUUAUUCAUGGUGGAAGCUCCUGUGUCCCACACCAAGCCAUGGACAUGGAGUUCUUCUUCUACAUUACACAAACACUUUGAGUGUGCCGCAUGAGAGCAGACCCCUUUACUGACAGGGAUGUUAGUCCUUCUUUGAACCAAUUAAUAGCAAAGCUGGAUAAGCACAUCCAAAUAACUGAACAGACAUCCUACAUUCUGACAAGGUAUGGAAAGUUUUGCAAACUGGAUGUAAUUGAUGUUGGAGCUCAUUAAAGUUCUAAAGAAUGAGGUUGAAUUGAGGUCUUAAACUUUCCAAAAUUUGUACAUGAAUUCAUCUCUCAGUUCUGUUAAGCUUUUAUUAAGCUUAAAGACUAUUUUUGCAAUAGUUACACAUGUUAAAUAAAGAUUAUAUUUUUGAUAGGCCAUUCUGCUAGUUUUGCAGUCUCAUUGUCUUUUGAGGACCGUGAUUUUAUCAUACUCAUCCAUUAUACAUUCUUAAAUAAAAUGUUAAUGAUAGUAAUAAAACACUGAAAUGUAAAAGUUCAUAUACAGUAUAUUGCACAAUUAGAUAUAUCUUUAUUUGUUCCCAUUCAAUUGAAGUAGAAUUAUAUUAAGUUUGGUUAAUUAAAAUGGAGCAAAGUUUUCCAAACCAACUCCAUUACUCAUUUACACUACAAACUGUGGUUUUAAAUUAUAUUAUCUUUUUUCCAUAAAUACUGUUUUAUUAUUAAUUGUUUUUACUGAAUAUGUAUUUGACUUGAGUCAUAUCAAUUCAAGUGACAAGUAGUGUAGCUCUCACACAUCAUCCGGUCUGAUCUUUUAAGACCUUGCUAAUUUUAUGAUGACUUUUUUCUUUUCAUUUUGUCCCAACAUCACAGUAUUAACAUAUUACCACACUAUAACUCCUCAAGAAGAAACAUCUUUGUUUUGUUCCACCAUCUUGCCAUUUGCUGAAAAACCCUAAACUAUGUUGGCUUAUAAUGCAUUAGCAAAAAAACUCCUAGUGACACAGGAGACAAAAACUAAUGUCUAGUGAAUUAAUGCUUAAUGCAGCAGAUUGAUUAGCAAAUGUGAGCAAGCACACAGCAUGAUCGUGAGAAAGAACUGAUCAUACUACUGACAGGCUGACCAUUACAUUAGACUAAUAUAAAAUGGGAAGAGAACACUAUAGCAUAUUAGUAACAAAACAGUAUCUUUUUUGCAUAACCAAAUAAAUGAAAUGAUAGACACCAGUAACAUUGGAGGAAACUUAAAAAAGUGCCAAUAUGUUUUCUGCCACUUUAUGUAGUGACUUACAGUGAAAAGAGAAUGAUUUUCAUUUUGAAACUUAUUGAGCUAAAUUGCUGAGUGAGAGAGUAAGUGAAGAGAAGGGAGAAACAUGUUCUUGAAAACCAGCGUAAAAUGAAGUUCUUGGAUGCCAGCCAUCAACAGAUUCCAAAAUACAGAAUAUGCACUUUCAUAACAUGAACUUGAUGACCAAGAAGUGAUUGUAUGUUCUUAUUAGAUUUCAUGUAAUGUAUACUGCAUUUUUUUUUCUUUUUUGGUUUUCUUUUUUGGUUUGUUUGUUGUUGUUUUUUUGCCUGAAACCAAUUGUGAUUAUAUGGUGUAUAAUUCUACAUCCUGCUUUCUGAGAAGUGUUUUUUUUCAUGAAGCCAGAUAAAAGAGCCUAAUUAAGUCAAUAAAUUGUGUGCAUUUUCUUUA